Seriola aureovittata is the source of this 2474-nucleotide messenger RNA. Its product is annotated as ankyrin repeat and SOCS box protein 2-like. Gene Ontology annotation, biological process: intracellular signal transduction. Gene Ontology annotation, cellular component: cytoplasm. The transcript has 8 exons. NCBI's taxonomy places the organism in Eukaryota, Metazoa, Chordata, Actinopteri, Carangiformes, Carangidae. Gene Ontology annotation, molecular function: protein binding. The coding region runs from base 406 to 2172 and encodes 588 amino acids. The record is from RefSeq and is a predicted model, not a curated record.
UGAGAAAGGGAGCUAUGGCCAAUGAAUUUGUUGAUUUUAUCUUUUAUCUUCUUUGUUAGUCCUUGUUUUGUGUUUUUCUCUGGCACUGUGCUUUUUAUUCCAAAUUCCCCUUUAAGAUUAAUGCUUUUUACUACCUGGUUGUUUAAUUUGGAAACCAGCCAAUGAAAUAAAGGCUACAUGCAAAGACAGCCAUUUCGGUUUGGAGUGCAUUAUCUUGAGUGCUGUUUGCCUUAUCUCUGGAUGUCCGAGUCUCUUGACAUAUAUGGAUAAAGCCGUCACCCUGCCGCCUGACAAUACAGUCCCAAAAUAAUCUGAGAGAGCACAGCUGAGCGGAGCUCAGCGCCGCUCCGUCGCCUCCACCGCCGCGCUGUGUGCGAAACACUGCCGUGAAAUCUUCCAUCAGAAAUGACGAAAUUCUGCUAUUCUGAAUACUUAUCUCAGUUCCGUAAUGCUGGAGGUAAAUGUAAUAAUGCAAUGUCGCGAAUGCGAGGAGAUACGGGGAGAGGAGACGGUCAGAGCGACGUAACGUCAGAGCCGGAGGAUGUUGACCCGGUGCUCUUUGCCAUCAGGAGAGGGGAUGUGGAGGCUGUUAAUGAUCUGGCAACAUCAGCUCCUCACAGCCUACUGAAGGAGAACAAAGAUGGGUGGAUACCUUUGCAUGAUGCUGCCUACUGUGGACAGGCUGAGUGCUUGAAGACCCUGCUGCGGGUCCAUCCAGGUUCAGUAGACAAACGUACCUUGCAGGAGCAGACGGCCUUGCUGCUGGCUGUGUCUUGUGAACAUUUGUCAUGUGUGCUGUGCCUUCUGGAGGCUGGCGCUGACCCAGACAUCAACAGCAAGAACAAAGAAACCCCUUUGUACAAAGCAUGUGAGUUGGAGAAUGUGGAUACAGUGAACCUCAUUCUCUCUUAUGGGGCCACUGUGAACCAGCGGUGUGGUCAAGGCUGGACAGCCCUCCAUGAAGCCGUAUCCAGGAACAACAUAGAGAUCUGUGAGAUUCUAAUAAGAGCUGGGGCUGUAAUCAAUCCACCUAAUACCUACAGCAUCACACCGCUCACUGUAGCAGCUCAACAAGGACAGAUGAGGGCACUGUGUUACCUGAUUAGAAAAGGUGCAGAUGUGAACAUGCAGACAUGUGAUGGUGUUACAGCCCUGCACGAGGCCAGUAAAAAUGGCCACAAGGAAAUCGUAGCAGUGCUGUUGACUAAAAACGCAGAUGCAAACAAAACCACCAACUCAGGUCUGCUGCCUCUACAUCUAGCUGCCCAGUAUGGACACCACGAGAUUGUGUCCCUGCUUGUCUCAGUGACAAGUCGAGCCCGGCUCCGGCACAGUUGGAUCAGCCCCCUCCACCUGGCAGCAGAGCACAACAGACACACAGUGGCAGCUGUGCUUCUGAAGACAGGUGCAGAUGUAAACGCCACACUGGCCCAUAAUCAUUCCAUUCAGUAUGCCGAUCGGCGCGCGACAGCCCUCUACUUUGCCAUUGCCAACGGCAGCACCAAGACAGCAGAGGUGCUGCUAAACGCCGGCGCUAGUGUGAGCCUGGACCCAGUCAGUCCUCUGCUAAUGGCUGUAAGUCAGGGCUGUGUCAGCACCGUGUCCUUACUGCUGGAGAGAGGGGCCGAUGUCAACGCCAGAAUCCUAUCUUAUGGUACUACGUUCCCUGCUGUAGUUGCACUUUGCAUGAACAAUCUGCCUCUGCUCAAAUGCCUUUUGGACAACGGCUGCGAUGCCCUCUCCUGCUUUAACUGUCCAUACGGCAGUGCCCCUCACCCAGCUUCAGGAGGAUCCCAUAUAAGAACUGUUGGCAGCAAUGGACAUGUCUUACAGAAUGACAGUGUGCUUGCUUUAAACUGCUGUGAGCCAUCAGAAAGAGCAACACAGUUCUGCGAGUGGAUCUCAACACCAGUUAUGUGUCAGUGGGCAGGACCAAUCAUAGACUUGCUGCUGGAGCAUGUUGGUCAUGUUCAACUGUGCAGCAAGCUCACUGAACUACUGGACAGCCGAGAAGAAUGGCUUGCUGUUAAGAGGAAGUCAUUGUCGCCUCGUCCACUGCAGCACCUCUGCAGAUUAAGCAUUCGGGUCCAAAUGGGGAGACGCAGACUGAAAUCUCUCACAAGUCUACCUCUGCCAGACAGAGUGAUCCGAUACCUGAGCCUGACUGACUGACUUUAAGAUGAACUUCAAGCACUAUAUGCAUGAGAAAAUGUGACUAAAUUUAUCUAUUUGUGGUUCUUUUUUUAGUUGUGUCUGAUGUCUUGAAUCUGUACAUAGUCCUCUCAAAGCAGUUCUCUAUGUAUAAAAUAUCUAUUUAUAGCAUAGGUGAUGUGACAAUUAGGUUCUUUAAUCUGUCCCUUAGAGUGUUUUUUUUCACAGAAACCAUCAGUGAAAGUUAAAAAUGAUCUAAAGCCCAAGGGAUUUCUUGAAGGAAGUUGAAUCAUUUAUUUAAAAAUAAAAGCAAUUGUUUCAAA